GUCAAAGUACAUGAACAUGGCGGCUCAUCAAACUUGAGAGGUAGACAAAGGUGUGAAAAGAUGGGAAAAUCUACCCAAAAAGAUCCCUUUCUCACCAUGACAAACAAACUAUGCCAGGUUAUCUGUCGUUAUGUUAUAGCUUAAUCGUUCCGUAUUUCAUCUACUAUAUUCUUAUGGCUAAUUUAAGGGUAGUGCUGUUCGACCAAAACAUCGAAUUUGCAUGUUGGAACCUACCCCAAGACACCAACAACAUUGGUGUUUACCGUAGAGGAGACAAAUGCACGGCAUUGUCUAAUGCCUAGUGCAUUAUCCUCAGUGCCAGAUUCGAUGGCAUCACCUCAUGAUAAAAAGUUAAAUAGAAGGUCGAUCGAAAACGGUUCUGGUCUCUGGACUGCCGUAUUCGACUACGAAGCAAAACACGAAGAUGAAUUGACACUACGAAGAGGGAUUACGGUUGAGGUGUUGUCAACCGAUAAACACAUUUCAGGAGAUGAAGGAUGGUGGACUGGCAGGGUUGACAACAAUGUUGGAAUAUUCCCAAGUAAUUUUGUCACUAAUAACUAUCGUAUUGAACACACUAUCCCACCCGAUAUUACAAUCGAUUUCAAUGAAUUACAACUGGAGGAAGUUAUUGGAGUUGGGGGGUUUGGAAAAGUUUACAGGGGUGUCUGGAAAGGUGAGACUGUUGCAGUGAAAGCAGCACGUCAAGAUCCAGAUGAACCCAUAAGUGCAACAGUUGAAAGUGUUCGUCAGGAAGCCACUGUGUUUUGGUUUUUAGAUCACGCCAACAUAGCAGCUCUAAAAGGAGUAUGUCUGAAAGAACCAAAUUUGUGUUUAGUAAUGGAAUUUGCGGAGGGUGGAUCCCUCAACAGGGUGCUUAAUGGACGACGGAUACCUCCUGACAUACUUGUGGAUUGGGCAGUACAAAUUGCAAAAGGGAUGCAUUAUCUUCACGAAGAAUCGCCUAUUCCAUUAAUACACCGUGACCUCAAAUCAAGCAAUAUACUCUUAAAAGAAAAGAUUCUAAGCGAUUCCUUGGAUAAGAAAACUUUGAAGAUAACAGAUUUCGGAUUAGCAAGAGAAGUGUCAAGAACCACCCGGAUGUCUGCUGCUGGGACCUACGCAUGGAUGGCUCCUGAAGUGAUAAAGACCUCCACCUUCUCCAAGAGUAGUGACGUCUGGAGCUAUGGUGUGGUCCUUUGGGAGUUACUGACAGGCGAAACGCCUUACAAGGGCAUUGAUGCUCUGGGUGUGGCGUACGGUGUGGCGGUGAACAAACUCACCCUGCCCAUCCCCAGCACUUGUCCAGGUCUCUUCUCCAAACUCAUGUCAGACUGCUGGCACCAGGAGCCUCACCAGCGGCCAACCUUCGCCGAGAUUCUGCACCGACUCCGUGAGAUUGCCUCCUCUCCUUUUAUGACAACUCCUCAGGAAUCCUUCCAUACUAUGCAAGAAGACUGGCGCUUAGAAAUAGAAGAAAUGUUCAAUGAACUCAGACUCAAAGAAAAGGAGCUUCGAUGCAGGGAAGAGGAGUUGACAAAAGCAGCAUUGCAGCAAAAGAAAAUAGAGGAACUCCUUCACAAGCGCGAGCAGGAACUAAAGGAGAGGGAGAUAGAGCUGGUGGAGCGUGAACUUAACAUCAUGAUCCUACAGCAGAUCAUGGGUAACCCAAAACCUAGGACAAGAAAGGGAAAAUUUAAAAAGAGUCGCCUAAAACUUCUGAAAUAUGGAGGCAGCUCCAUCAGCGAACCCUCAGACUUUCGACACAAUAUCACUGUUCAGCAUGAAUCGCCGUAUCACCAUGGUCAUCCGGCUAGUCCAGAAAGCCCACCACACUCACCAACUUCAUUUCAUCCUCCCCGGCUACGGGCCAUAGCUUAUCCAGCUGAUGGGAUCAAAGGUCAAACCUGGGGACCAAGCACUGCAAAAAAGGAACGCCAUCCAAGGUCAUCUGUCUUUUUCGGGGAUGGAAGGUGGUCAAAAAGUGCUCCAAACUUAGAGCGAUCUCUCAAACAUAUAGGUGGACAUUCCAAUAUAGGGGCACUUCAGGAACUUUUCUCUGAUGAGUCGCCUUGCAGCUUAUUUUCAGAAGAUGGUGAUGAAAAUGAUUUGCCGGUUGAGCUUUUUGAGGAGGGGCGAGGGAGAAACAUUCCAUACGAGUCUGGCGAUUCAGGGAAAAGUUCUUCACUACCAGACAAGAAAAAAGCUGAAAAUAAGACAGAGUCUGUGUUGCUCAAUAUGGCAGCCAUGUUGGUUGCCGUGGCAGCAGGGUUUGACAUCAGGUCAACCCCUCUUGCCCCGCAGAACUCCAGGGAGGACAAUCGUGUUGUGCGUAGAAAAAGAGACUCUUAUAUUGGAAACCGUCGUGAUGCCUAUAAUGCGGCUGUGCGUGAUUCCUUUAUAGAACCCGAUGAAUUCUCAGCUUAUCGCUUUACCUCAACUUCCGGCUACCCACACAAUACAUAUCAUGGCUGCAGCGUGAAGCAUCGCCCGAGCAUUAACAUGGAUGUGCCUAUUCGGUUUACAGAACAAAACGAACAAAAUUCAACAACUCCUUCAACUCACACAACAAGUACUUUAACAUCGCACUCAACUCCGAAACGCCAGUCAUUAUACAGUGAGAGUGAUACUAGUACUGUCAUUUCUCCAUCUCCUUAUCCCGAACACCGGGGACAUGGGACACUCCAGAGACAGACAUCUGAUGGCAGUAAUUACGACACACCAAGAACAUCUAAAAGUUCCCAUAGACAUUCUGUAACGUUUGAAGACGAUUUCAGACCUGAUUUCAUCCGAGACAGUAAAAACAACAAUUCAAAUAGACUCUCCCCUUCUAAUUCCUCAGGUUCAGGCCCACCCAUUCCGCCUCAAGACUUUGAGUCACGGGGCACACCAAACAGAUCUUCUCUGCAUCGCAGUGACUAUAGUUCUAGACAACAGGAGUCUGAAGCUCCUCCACCGAUUCCCCCACGCCGUCGGAUAAACACAAACGGAGAUGUGUCUGUGCCAGAGAGGCCCUCAACGCUGGACGUGGGGCCUCGACAUAGACCGACACUUGUGAGAAUACCACCGCUUCAACAGAACAACAAAAAUGUUGCUAGCAGCGAGGCCUCACCAGUGCAGGUCGACAAGAAUGAAGCGAUGUACCGGCAGCAAGACGGAAACUCCGACACAACUCCUUACUACUCAACUCGCUCGAGUCUGUCUCCUGGUCACACACCACCGCACAUCGCUCACCAGACCACCCUCCUAGACAUUGACGUGGAGGGACAGAGUCAGGAUAUUACCGCUCCCCUUAUACAGCCGGAGUCACAAUUCCGCUAUUCAGACUUUGAAAAGCAUGAUGUACUCUAUUGAGGCAAAUGUUACACUUAAACAGAUAUAACUAUAUAGAUGUAUAAUGUGAUAUUUAAAAAAGAAAACUGAGAUCAACGUUUCUUCAGAAAUAUGUUCAGUUUUCAGUGUUCCAAGUUAUCAAUAUUGAAUAGCAAUCUCUUGUGUUCUGUAAUUGAAAAUGAAAUGAAUUGUAACAUCAUUUCAUCAAUUUUUUUUUUUUUUCAUAUCUUUAUUAUUAUUACAUGUUGCUAUCCUUUUUGGUUAAGACAUACUUAAGCAUACUGACAGAUUUUUGUCUUGUUUGUAUUUAUCGUGUGUUAGCCAAAGUAAAAUAUCAAGAAAAAUGUGAUUUUGUAACAAAAGAACAAGCUAUUAUUUUAUAAGUGUUGGUGUGUCUGUCUAUGUGUUUGUAUAGUACACUGAAGUCUGUUGUGUACAAUCUAUAACGUAGAACAAUUUGUUGAUAUUCACAAUAACAUAUAGCCUAUUUAAGUGAUAAGUUAGUAUGUAAGGGCUUAACAAGUGGUAAAGAAACCUACCGUUUUGUUUUCAUUGAUACACUUAACGAGUGGAUCCUAAAAACAAAGACUUCAUUCCUGUACUCAUAGUUUAUUCAUGGGACUAGUAGAAUUUCUGGAAAUACUGAAAUUUAACAGGAGGAACCCAUAGAUUUUAUAAUACAAUUGAAAAGUACUCAUCAAAACUAAUUGUAGAUUGAUCAUUACAGCCAUCACCCGAGUUGGUUUUGUGAUUAGUUUCUACUCCUGAUAUUUGAUCAACAUCGCUCUCCGAUUUUUCGGAUUGCUGUGUUGUAGUUACCGGUAUGCGAAUCGUAAAUUCAGUAUUGCUGCCUACGAUACUGCCAUAAAUCGUUGCAGGAAGAGCUUUUCUUUUUAUUAAUGAAACAGAAAUUGUCACUUUUUCCUAGAUUUAGUGACCAAAAUAUUAAGGUUUGAGUCUAUUUUUAGCUCACCUGGCCCGAAGGGCCAAGUGAGCUUAUGGCAUGGUGCGGCGUCCGCCGUCCGUCCGUCGU
Molecule: messenger RNA, 4366 nt
Organism: Mizuhopecten yessoensis (Yesso scallop)
Lineage: Eukaryota; Metazoa; Mollusca; Bivalvia; Pectinida; Pectinidae
Product: mitogen-activated protein kinase kinase kinase 11-like
Exons: 9
Coding region: 295-3354 (1019 amino acids)
Biological process (GO): protein phosphorylation
Molecular function (GO): JUN kinase kinase kinase activity; protein binding; ATP binding
Source: RefSeq, a predicted model, not a curated record